CUUCACCAUUUUGUAAAGUACUCUUUAAACAUUCAAAUGGGAAUGAGCUUACGCUAGAAAAGAAAAAUUCUAAUUUAAAAAAAAUAUAAAAUAAAUCACAAAAUUGUGCUGAAAAUAUAAAGGAUAAUAUUAAAAAAGUGCCAGUCAGCGUGAAAUAGAAUUCAAUUGAUAUUAAAAGCGAAAGGAAGUACAAAACUAUAGAACAACCAAACAAAAAUCCCAUUUUACAAAAAAGGAAACGAACGAACGAAGCACACACACAUUUUGACACACACAAUAUGGAGAGCUUUACUCCGAAGGAUGUGAAAAUCCUCGAAACCGUUGAGGACAUUCAAGAACGUCGUGAGCAGGUACUCUCACGUUACAAUGAUUUUAAAAUCGAGACCAGACAAAAGCGUGAGAAGCUCGAAGAUUCGCGUCGCUUUCAAUACUUUAAGCGUGACGCCGAUGAAUUGGAAAGCUGGAUAAACGAAAAAUUGCAAGCAGCCAGCGAAGAGAGUUAUCGUGAUCCGACAAACUUGCAGGCAAAAAUUCAAAAACAUCAGGCAUUCGAAGCUGAAGUAUCAGCUCAUAGCAAUGCAAUUGUUUCGUUGGACAAUACCGGUCAGGAGAUGAUCAAUCAGCAGCAUUUUGCUUCGGAGACCAUUCAGAGGCGUCUGGAUGAACUCCAUCGCUUGUGGGAGUUGUUAUUGAGUCGUCUGGCCGAAAAGGGACAGAAACUGCAACAGGCUUUGGUGUUGGUGCAAUUCUUGCGUCAGUGCGAAGAAGUUAUGUUCUGGAUUAAGGACAAGGAAGCAUUUGUAACUGCCGAUGAAUUCGGACAGGAUUUAGAGCAUGUCGAAGUAUUGCAACGCAAAUUCGACGAGUUUCAAAAGGAUAUGGCUUCGCAAGAAUAUCGCGUUACAGAGGUUAACCAAUUGGCUGAUAAGCUAAUUCAAGAUGGUCAUCCUGAAAGGGAUACUAUUACCAAGAGGAAGGAAGAGUUGAAUGAGGCUUGGCAGAGGUUGAAGCAGUUGGCCAUCGUCAGACAAGAAAAAUUGUUUGGAGCUCAUGAGAUUCAGCGAUUCAAUCGUGAUGCUGAUGAGACUGUUGCAUGGAUUGCCGAGAAGGAUGUAGUUUUGUCAUCGGACGACUAUGGCCGUGAUUUGGCUAGUGUCCAAACCUUGCAAAGGAAGCAUGAGGGUGUUGAGCGUGAUUUGGCUGCCUUGGAAGACAAGGUUUCAACUCUUGGCGCUGAAGCUCAGCGACUUUGCUCGAUUCACUCUGAUCACAGUGAUCAGAUUCGUGACAAGCAAUCUGAAAUCGCCGACUACUGGCAAAGUCUCACUGCUAAGGCUAGAGAGCGCAAGCAAAAACUUGAUGAGUCAUACUAUUUGCAUCGUUUCUUGGCUGAUUUCCGUGAUUUGGUUUCAUGGAUCAAUGGCAUGAAGGCAAUCAUCUCUGCUGAUGAAUUAGCCAAGGAUGUUGCUGGUGCUGAAGCUCUUUUGGAACGUCACCAAGAACACAAGGGAGAAAUUGACGCCCGUGAGGAUAGUUUCAAACUGACAACCGAAUCCGGACAGAAAUUGUUGGAGCGUGAGCAUUAUGCUGCUGCUGAAAUCCAAGAAAAAUUGGCUGCUUUGGAAAAUGACAAGAGUUCGCUCUUAUCCCUCUGGGAGGACCGUCGUAUUUUGUAUGAGCAGUGCAUGGACUUGCAAUUGUUCUACCGUGACACCGAACAGGCUGACACUUGGAUGGCAAGGCAAGAGGCUUUCUUGGCAAAUGAGGAUCUUGGUGAUUCACUCGAUUCCGUUGAAGCUUUGAUCAAGAAGCAUGAAGAUUUUGAAAAGAGUUUAGCUGCUCAAGAAGAAAAAAUCAAGGCUUUAGAUAUCUUUGCUACCAAGUUAAUUGAUGGACAGCAUUAUGCAGCUGAUGAUGUUGCUCAGCGUCGUCAAAUGCUUCUUAAUCGUAGAUUGGCUUUGCAGGAGAAAUCUUCAAGGAGAAGGCAGUUGUUGGACGACUCAAACCGCUACCAACAAUUUGAACGAGAUUGCGAUGAAACUAAGGGCUGGAUUAGCGAGAAGCUUAAAUUCGCCACUGAUGACAGUUAUUUGGAUCCAACUAAUCUUAACGGAAAGAUGCAAAAACAUCAGAACUUUGAGCAUGAGUUGAAUGCUAAUAAGUCUCGUAUUGAAGACAUCACAACUGUCGGAACCGAAUUGAUUGAGAAGAAGCAUUAUGCAGCUGAUCAGAUUAAUACCAGAAUGCAAGAAGUUGUUGUUCUUUGGGAGACAUUGGUACAAGCUUCAGAUAAGAAAGGAUGCAAAUUGCAAGAAGCUUGCCAACAACAACAAUUCAACCGCACCAUUGAAGAUAUCGAGUUGUGGUUGAGUGAGAUUGAAGGACAAUUGUUGUCGGAAGACCAUGGCAAGGAUUUGACUUCCGUUCAAAAUUUGCAAAAGAAGCACGCUCUAUUGGAAGCCGAUGUUAUGGCUCAUCAAGAUCGUAUUGAGAGCAUUAAAGUUGCUGCCAAUAAGUUCAUUGAAUCUGGUCAUUUUGAUGCAGACAACAUUAGGAACAAGGAAUCGAACUUGACUGCUCGUUAUUCUGCUUUGGCUGCUCCAAUGGGAGAACGUAAGCAGCAUUUGUUGGAUUCUCUCCAAGUUCAGCAGUUGUUUAGGGAUUUGGAAGAUGAAGCUGCUUGGAUUCGUGAGAAGGAACCAAUUGCUGCCUCUACCAAUCGCGGUCGUGACUUGAUUGGUGUGCAAAAUCUCAUCAAGAAACAUCAAGCUGUAUUGGCUGAAGUCAAUAACCACGAUGCUCGUCUUGCAAAUGUCAUCAGUUCAGGAGAAAAUCUAUUGAAAGAUCAACCAUUUGCUAGUGAGGACAUUCGUCAGAGGUUGGAUACAUUGCAAGAGCAGUGGAACUCUUUGAAGGAGAAGUCUAACCAACGCAAACAAGACUUGGAAGAUUCUCUCCAAGCUCAUCAGUAUUUUGCUGAUGCCAAUGAAGCUGAAUCAUGGAUGCGUGAAAAGGAACCCAUUGCCACUGGUAACGAUUAUGGCAAGGAUGAAGAUUCAUCUGAGGCUCUUCUUAAGAAACAUGAAGCUUUAGUUUCUGAUUUGGAGGCUUUCGGCAAUACCAUCCAAGGAUUGCAAGAACAGGCUAAGAACUGUCGCCAGCAAGAGACUCCUGUGGUUGACAUCACCGGCAAGGAAUGUGUUGUAGCUCUUUAUGACUACUCUGAGAAGUCACCACGUGAGGUAUCAAUGAAGAAGGGUGAUGUCUUGACACUUCUUAAUUCCAACAACAAGGAUUGGUGGAAGGUUGAGGUUAAUGAUCGCCAAGGAUUCGUUCCAGCUGCUUAUAUUAAGAAAAUCGAAGCUGGACUCAGUGCCAGUCAGCAGAAUCUUGUCGAUAAUCAUUCAAUUUCAAAGAGGCAAAACCAAAUCAACUCGCAGUAUGACAAUUUACUUGCUUUGGCUAGGGAGCGUCAGAAUAAGCUAAACGAGACUACCAAGGCCUACGUUUUGGUCCGUGAAGCUGCCGAUUUAGCAGCUUGGAUCAAGGACAAAGAGAACCAUGCCCAGAUUGCUGAUGUUGUUGGAGAAGAUCUUGAGGAAGUUGAAGUUUUGCAGAAGAAGUUUGACGAUUUCAAUGACGAUCUUAAGGCCAACGAAGUACGUUUGGCAAAUAUGAAUGAAAUUGCUGUCCAGCUGACAUCACUUGGACAGACUGAAGCUGCUUUGAAGAUUCAAACUCAAAUGCAAGAUUUGAAUGACAAAUGGACCAAUUUGCAACAAUUGACCGCCGAGAAGGCCAGUCAAUUGGGAUCGGCUCAUGAGGUACAACGUUUCCAUCGUGAUAUUGACGAAACUAAGGAUUGGAUUGCCGAAAAGGAGAAUGCUCUUAAUAAUGACGAUCUUGGAAAGGAUUUGCGUAGUGUUCAAACUCUCCAAAGGAAACAUGAGGGAGUUGAACGCGAUUUGGCUGCUUUGCGCGAUAAGAUUCGUCAACUUGACGAAACUGCCAAUCGCUUAAUGCAAUCUCAUCCCGAUACUGCUGAUCAAACUUAUACCAAGCAAAAGGAAAUCAACGAGAUGUGGGAUCAAAUUAUCACUAAGGCAACCACACGCAAGGAGAAAUUGCUUGACUCAUAUGACUUGCAACGAUUCCUUAGCGACUAUCGUGACUUGUUGGCCUGGAUCAACUCAAUGAUGGGACUCGUUACAUCUGAUGAAUUAGCUAAUGAUGUAACUGGUGCUGAGGCACUGAUCGAACGUCACCAGGGUCAUCGCGCCGAAAUUGAAUUCCUUUAUGGAAUCAAUCUAUUGCCAGAGGAACAUCGUACAGAAAUCGAUGCCCGUUCUGGCACUUUUGCCGCCUUCGAACAAUUCGGUUCUGAAUUGCUGCAGGCUAAUCACUAUGCUUCACCUGAAAUCAGAGAGAAGAUUGACGAUCUCGCCAAGACCCGUGAGAAUUUGGAAAAGGCAUGGACCGAACGUCGUUUACAGUUGGAGCAGAACCUUGACUUGCAGUUGUACAUGCGCGACUGUGAACAAGCUGAAAACUGGAUGUCUGCCCGUGAGGCAUUCUUGAAUGCCGAAGAAGUCGACUCGAAGGGUGACAAUGUCGAGGCUUUGAUCAAAAAGCAUGAAGAUUUCGACAAGGCUAUCAAUGGCCAUGAGGAGAAGAUUGCUGCUUUGCAAGUUCUGGCCGAUACUCUGAUUGCCCAGAAUCAUUAUGCUUCUAAUUUGAUCGAUGACAAGCGCAAGCAGGUUUUGGAACGCUGGCGUCAUUUGAAGGAGGGUUUGAUCGAGAAGCGUUCACGUUUGGGAGAUGAGCAAACUUUGCAACAAUUCUCACGCGACGCUGAUGAAAUUGAGAACUGGAUCGCCGAGAAGUUGCAAUUGGCCAAGGAAGAAAGUUACAAGGAUCCAGCCAAUAUACAAUCCAAGCACCAGAAACAUCAAGCUUUCGAGGCUGAAUUGGCUGCAAAUGCUGAUCGUAUUCAAAGCGUUUUGGCAAUGGGUGAGAAUUUGAUUGACAAGAAGCAAUGCAGUGGAUCUGAAGAUGCUGUUCAGAAGCGUUUGACCCAAAUUGCCGACCAAUGGGAAUACCUUACCCACAAGACUACCGAGAAGUCGUUGAAGCUGAAGGAAGCAAACAAGCAACGCACUUACAUUGCUGCUGUUAAGGAUUUGGACUUUUGGUUGGGUGAAGUAGAGAGUCUACUCACCACAGAGGAUGCGGGCAAGGACCUUGCUUCCGUUCAAAAUCUAAUGAAGAAGCAUCAACUCGUCGAGGCUGAUAUCCUUGCUCAUGAAGAUCGUAUCAAGGACAUGAAUAACCAAGCUGAUUCUUUGGUUGACAGUGGUCAGUUCGAUAGCGCUGGAAUCCAAGAGAAGCGUCAAAGUAUCAAUGAGCGUUAUGAACGCAUUUGCAAUUUGGCCGCUCAUCGUCAAGCUCGUUUGAAUGAAGCUCUCACUUUGCAUCAGUUCUUCCGUGACAUUGCCGACGAGGAGUCCUGGAUCAAGGAGAAGAAAUUGUUGGUCGGUUCCGAUGAUUAUGGACGUGACUUGACUGGAGUCCAGAAUUUGAAGAAGAAGCAUAAGCGUCUCGAAGCCGAAUUGGCUUCACAUGAGCCAGCUAUUCAAGCUGUACAAGAAGCCGGAGAGAAACUUAUGGAUGUCUCCAAUUUGGGAGUACCCGAAAUCGAACAAAGAUUGAAGGCUCUCAACCAAGCAUGGGCCGAACUCAAGAAUUUGGCUGCUACACGUGGACAGAAACUUGACGAGUCUUUGACUUAUCAACAAUUCUUGGCUCAGGUUGAAGAAGAAGAAGCCUGGAUUACCGAGAAACAACAACUUUUGUCGGUGGAUGAUUAUGGUGACUCCAUGGCAGCUGUUCAGGGACUCUUGAAGAAGCAUGAUGCUUUUGAAACCGAUUUUGCUGCCCACAAAGAUCGUUGCUCAUUGAUUUGCGAACAAGGUUCUGACUUGGUUGAGGCCAAGAACCAUCAUGGAGAAUCUAUUGCUCAGAGAUGCCAGCAACUUCGUACGAAAUUGGAGAAUUUGAACUCCUUGGCAGCCAGACGCAAGGGAGCUUUGUUGGAUAACUCGGCAUACUUGCAAUUCAUGUGGAAGGCCGAUGUUGUUGAGAGCUGGAUUGCCGACAAGGAGAACUAUGUUCGAUCUGAUGAAUAUGGACGUGACUUGUCUACAGUUCAAACGCUCUUGACCAAACAAGAGACAUUCGAUGCUGGUCUCAAUGCCUUUGAACAAGAAGGCAUCCAUAACAUCACAGCCCUUAAAGAUCAACUCAUCAAUGCAAAUCAUGCUCAAUCGGCGGCUAUUCUCAAGCGUCACGAGGAUGUCCUCUCGCGUUGGCAAAAACUUCGCGAUGCCUCCGAAACACGCAAACAGCGUCUUCUUGCCAUGCAAGAGCAAUUCCGUCAAAUCGAGGAGUUGUACUUGACAUUUGCCAAGAAGGCUUCGGCAUUCAAUUCAUGGUUCGAGAAUGCCGAAGAGGAUCUCACCGAUCCGGUUCGUUGUAAUUCGAUUGAGGAAAUUCGUGCUCUACGCGAAGCUCAUGCCCAAUUCCAAGCAUCUUUGUCAUCAGCUGAAGCUGAUUUCAAGGCACUUGCUGCUCUCGAUCAAAAGAUUAAGAGUUUCAAUGUUGGACCAAAUCCAUACACUUGGUUUACCAUGGAAGCACUCGAAGAGACUUGGCGUAAUUUGCAAAAGAUCAUUGAAGAACGUGAUGGUGAGUUAGCUAAGGAGGCCAAACGUCAAGAGGAGAACGAUAAACUUAGGAAGGAGUUUGCCAAACAUGCCAAUCUAUUCCAUCAAUGGUUAACUGAAACAAGAACAUCAAUGAUGGAAGGAUCUGGUUCUCUGGAACAACAACUGGAAGCCCUUCGUAUUAAAGCCUCCGAAGUGCGUGCUCGUCGUGUCGAUUUGAAGAAAAUCGAAGAACUCGGUGCACUUUUAGAGGAGCAUCUAAUUUUGGACAAUCGUUACACAGAACACUCUACAGUCGGUCUGGCCCAGCAAUGGGAUCAAUUGGAUCAACUAUCAAUGAGAAUGCAACACAAUUUGGAACAACAAAUUCAGGCUAGAAAUCAUUCGGGAGUAUCAGAGGAUUCACUCAAAGAAUUCUCAAUGAUGUUCAAACACUUUGACAAAGACAAAUCUGGAAAACUUAAUCAUCAAGAAUUCAAAUCCUGUCUGCGUGCUUUGGGUUAUGAUCUGCCAAUGGUCGAAGAAGGACAACCUGACCCCGAAUUUGAAGCAAUUCUUGAUGUUGUCGAUCCCAACCGCGAUGGAUAUGUAUCGUUGCAAGAAUACAUUGCAUUUAUGAUUUCCAAAGAAACAGAAAAUGUUCAAAGUUAUGAAGAAAUCGAAAAUGCUUUCCGCGCUAUUACUGCCUCCGAUCGUCCCUAUGUUACAAAGGAAGAGCUUUAUUGCAACCUCACAAAGGACAUGGCGGAUUAUUGUGUUCAGCGUAUGAAACCCUACAGUGACACCCGCUCAGGCCAGUCUAUCAAAGAUGCCCUCGACUAUAUCGAUUUUACUCGAACAUUAUUCCAAAAUUAAGCAUCGCCCGACGGGAUAUGUCUUUGUUUAACGUUUUUAACAUCAUAAUUUUAUUUUAGAAUUUAAGUAUUUUAUGAGAAGAGUCUUUAUAUUUAUAAAAAAAAAAAAAACAAAAUCAAAUCAAAUAUUAAAAAAAAACAAAAAAACGCAAUAUUAAUUCAAGGUUUGAUCCCUUAUUAUAUUAAAGAAGAAUAUAUAUCUGCAUUUCUUUUAUUUCUAAUUCUUUACACAUGAAGAAAGUAGCAAUUAUUUUAUACAUUGAAUAUUAUGUGCGCCUAUAUUUUCACACCAUUUAAUUGCAUUUACAAAAAACAAUUUUUGUCUUAGUUCUAGCUGGAAUAGCUUUCCUUUUUCAAUGAAAAGAAAAAUAAUAAUACAAAAAAAAUAAUGUCAUAGACAAAAACGACGAAUUAAAAAAAUUUCUACCAAACGAACCAGUGUUAGUAUAUCCUUCCAAAAUUAUAUUAAAAUUUAUAAAAAUAAUAAAAAAAAAA
Messenger RNA from Episyrphus balteatus (marmalade hoverfly), 8071 nucleotides. It is a transcript of the gene alpha-Spec, whose product is annotated as spectrin alpha chain. The record is from RefSeq and is a predicted model, not a curated record. Bases 279 to 7577 code for a protein of 2432 amino acids. Lineage: Eukaryota; Metazoa; Arthropoda; Insecta; Diptera; Syrphidae. Gene Ontology annotation, cellular component: plasma membrane; cell junction; cortical actin cytoskeleton. The transcript has 8 exons. Gene Ontology annotation, molecular function: actin filament binding; calcium ion binding. Gene Ontology annotation, biological process: actin cytoskeleton organization.